CACGAAUCUUGGAGGAAUAUACCAUUUGGAGCUCAAGCUUGAUCGUUAUAUCACUUUGCCUUUUCCAGGACAUUGAAUCCACGCUGCAGAUCCAGUUUGUCGCACAUUUGUUAUGCAUUAGAUUUUUAAAAAAAUACUAUUGAGAAUAUUUUGAUGCCAAGAUUCUCCAUCAGAUUGGAUUGGUGAAACUUUUGAACGCAACGCAUGCGCGUCAUGCGCCUGCCAGCAUGGAGUGCAAGGCAAGCGGAGUGCUGGACACUACCAAGGACGAGUCUGCGCUCACAAGCCUGCAGGAACGUCUGUCCUGCAUCUCUGGCGAGCACCUCGCUCCAUUCAAGCAGCUGGAGAUAUUGCUCCUUGGCCCUUCAUACACAUCAAAUACCAAGGGACCCGAGCUCCGCUUGGUGCAGCAGCUUAAAGAACCAGACACCGCCCAGCACAAGAAAGGCUCGUCCGCCUGGAAGGUGAGGCAUGAGGGGAUGCCCCUGCGGGGCAAGGGCGCAGCUGAUCUGCCUGCCACAGUGCGUGUGGUUGCGGAGAGCAGCUGCAGCGGCGCAGACAUCAUCGGCUUCUGGGCAGCUCUGGGAUUCCAGCGGCGGUACAGCAUGGUCAAAGAGGGAUUCUGCGUCAGCUGCUACCUGGACGAUCAUUUUGUGCAUGUUGCAGUGGUGAGGGUGUGCAAGGAAGGGACAGGCGGCGCAGCCGGCGAGCAGGUGGCGCCUGGGUGCUGGCUGGUGGAAGCCACAACGGCGGCAACAGAGGGGCAGCAUGCCGCAGCUGCAGGAGCAAUUGGAAAGCUUGCUGAGCUGCUCGAGCCACUGGUGGUGCUCCAGAAGCAAUGAAGCAGUCUAAGCAUUUUCAUCGAGUACUCAGGGCAACACAUCCUCAGGACAGGCUCUUGCUGGGUACAAGCAGAACUCUGCCAUCAAAUGGAACUGAAAGAUUGAAAAUCUCCUGCUGACUUUAAAUCUAGUAGUGUGAGGGCGGAAAUCGGCUGCUAUGUGAGGGGGAGAGGUAUAUCAGAAUAGGGCCUUUGUGCUGGAAUACAAUAUGUGCCGGGUGAUCCGUUAUCGAACUUUGCAUUUUGCCCUUUGAUUGUGGGUGUUCAACUGCCGGCAUGGAACAUCAUUGAUGGCAUGUGGUGCUACCAUACUAUGGCAUACUUAACCAGCCAGCCCCGCACAGGGCCUUGCUAAGUCAUCAAUUUAACAGUCACAGUUACGGUAAAACUCAGUGCCAAUUUCUGACUGGGUACCCAUGGUAUGCAUUCAAUGUUGGCUGGGCGGUCGUAAUUACAAUGUUUCCAUGAUUUGAACAUCCUAGCCUGGCAGCGGUUUUGUACAUACACUUGUACAAAUUUGCCAAACAGCCUGGAGCUGAGCCCGGCCCCGUGCCCAGCUCAGUAUAUCGAUACCGGUACAGGGCCGGGAGCUGCAGUAUAAAUUG
Coccomyxa subellipsoidea C-169 is the source of this 1446-nucleotide messenger RNA. RefSeq lists its product as hypothetical. The record is from RefSeq and is a predicted model, not a curated record. The transcript is spliced from 4 exons. The coding region runs from base 228 to 842 and encodes 204 amino acids. Gene Ontology annotation, molecular function: transcription coregulator activity. NCBI's taxonomy places the organism in Eukaryota, Viridiplantae, Chlorophyta, Trebouxiophyceae, Coccomyxaceae. Gene Ontology annotation, biological process: termination of RNA polymerase II transcription; regulation of transcription by RNA polymerase II. Gene Ontology annotation, cellular component: mediator complex; core mediator complex.